AUGCCCAAAGAACGAUCCAAGAAGGACCUUCCUGCUCAUCAUCAACCCUUUUCAGUCGUUGAAAUUUCAUCUACACUCUCCUACGAAAACAUUGAGAAAUUAUUUUGUCAAUUUUUCAACCACGAAGUGAGAGAGGAAAAGAUGUUUGACUUGAAAAUCGAGGAGGGAGUGGACAUGAUACAGUUUCGUACCAAGGGUCCCAUGCAAUCUGGUAGAAGAAAGUUCAAAGUGAUUCCUCGCGAAGGAACCUUUUCAAAGGCAUCCCAAUGCCGUUUGUUCGCGUUUUACAAAUCAUCAUUGAAAGGAACUAUAGAAUCGGCCAAUGUGGAUGAAUUAAAUCCUCAAAAAACCAAUAACGAUAUAUGGUGCACUGACAAGGAUGUGAUCAAAAGGGUAGGAGGAGCUCAUAGCGAGGUGAGAUUUGUCAUUGUGAACGGCAACAAGUGUUUCAUCAGUAAUAGAAAAUAUGAGGUUCGUCAAUCUUGGAAUUUCAAGUCCGAGAAAGACAAGAAAGAUUAUCAAGAGUGUGUAAAACCAGACGUCACAGCAAGGAAAUAUCAAGAAGAUUUCUUCAACCAGAUUAAAACAAACAACGACAACUCGAACGAACCAAAUCCACCAUCCCUCUGCGGGAGUAGUCAAUACGAGGAAUUGUUCCUACAAACCACCAACACCACCACGGAAGAAGAAGGAUUCGCACUGGAUUGUACUUCUGAUCUUUAUCUUGACAUCAAGAAACACCCAAAAUCUGAUCACAUGCUGCCUCAACUUGAGUGGCCUUUCCAAUCCGAAAGUUAUCCAUAUAUUGGGGCUUCAACUUCCUGUAGAGGCACAACCAUGUCUGACAUGCCUUGCUUUGUCCUGCAACAACAACAACAACUACAGCCACAGGAACCACUCAAUCUAUCACAACUCUUACCUUACUUGGAUUUCUUGGAACAACAUAUUCAGAAUCUUAAAUAUAUGGUGAUGUCCAUGAGUUUGUCCCUUCCAAAGAACUAA
Molecule: messenger RNA, 1002 nt
Organism: Naegleria fowleri
Lineage: Eukaryota; Heterolobosea; Eutetramitea; Acrasida; Naegleriidae
Exons: 1
Coding region: 1-1002 (333 amino acids)
Source: RefSeq, a predicted model, not a curated record